Molecule: messenger RNA, 2478 nt
Organism: Aspergillus nidulans FGSC A4
Lineage: Eukaryota; Fungi; Ascomycota; Eurotiomycetes; Eurotiales; Aspergillaceae
Product: serine/threonine protein kinase CLA4
Exons: 4
Coding region: 1-2478 (825 amino acids)
Molecular function (GO): protein kinase activity; protein serine kinase activity; transferase activity
Source: RefSeq, a predicted model, not a curated record
AUGUAUUCCGCAGACCAGUUCAUGAACCCUGGGCCCGCCCCUCGCCCACCGACCGAUCGCCCGAAACUUAACCUCUCCGCAAGCAGCGGUGUAACGACGUCUCUUAAUCAGAUGAGCCUAGAUUCUCCAAGCACCCCGAGCGCUAACCUGUCAUUGUUCCCGAAUACCAGCAGCCCUUCUCUCGUGCGCACAAGGACAGAUCAAUCAGGUUCUGCCGUGGUCAAGGAAGGAUAUCGUUUCCUAAUUCUUCGCGAAUCUCGCUUGGAUUUCUUGAAGAAUGAGGCAGGAAAGGUGGUUCUCUCCAUACCUCUUUCGGCAGUCACAGGUGUUUCUCGCUCUGAAGAUACACGAAUGGCCUUCGAAAUCGUCCGUCUAGCCAAUCCGAAAGAUGCGACCUCCAAGGCCGCCCUGAUCACUCGGGAUGUUCCCACGAAAAGUCUGACUUGUGAGGUCAGAACUGAUGAAGAGAUAUAUGACUGGAUUGAUAAGAUAUACGAACGUUGCCCCGGAAUGGGUGGUGUAAGCAAUCCGACAAACUUCAGCCACCGCGUUCAUGUCGGUUUCGACCCGCGGACAGGAGCCUUCGUUGGUCUACCUCCAGAGUGGGAGAAACUUCUUACUGCAUCCGCAAUCACCAAGGAAGACUACAAGAAGAACCCGCAAGCAGUCAUCGAGGUUUUGGAGUUCUACUCCGACAUUAAGAUGCGUGAACAAAACCCGCAGUAUUACGCAGGUUUGGGCUCUCCAGCUGGUCAGGCAAAGCCGUAUGGUAGCAGCACUGUUGGCGGUUCAAUCGCACCCCCAAGACCACCCCCACCACCCCCUGCACAACGUCUGGACAGUGGUCAAUCCUACUCUAGCCACUCUGCAUCGUCUGGCCAUUCUCCGAGCAAAUCCGGCUCUGAUAGGGCCCUAGAUCAACAGCAGCAGUUAGAGAAAAUGAAGCAGAUGGCCGAUCUGGAGCGCCAACGCGUGGAGGAGGACCGCCGUCGACGCGACGAGGAACAGAGUCGGCUCGAGCAGGAUGCUUAUAACGCUUCGCUACCUAAGACCCGUGUCCCUCUUGCCAAGCAAGAGCUCGGAGGAUAUGGAUCACCCGAUCCAUCCAUGAAUGACCGCUACAAGCCGAGCCGUCCUGCUCCGCAAGCCCCUGGUUCUGCACGUCAAAAUCAAGAUCCGGCACGCCAGCUGACCGCUCAACGACCGGCACCGUCUCCACCGACUGCAGGACAGAGGCCUGGAGACUAUUCAUCCAAUGGCGCUUCUCGGGCUCCGGGAUAUGAUUCUUACAAUUCCAGAUAUGCUUCCCAAGAUUCUCGAACCCAGACGUCGGCCGCUCGCACUCAGAACAAUGGAAAGACACAACAAGCCCAUGGCCCUCCUCCUAGCAAGCUUCCUGCUCCUGUGCAGCCAGUCAAGCCUCUGAACAUUGCGAACAAGCAGGCACCUAAAAAGGCUACCCCAGAUGGUGUCCGCCAGGCCGAAGCUGCUCUGACCAAGAAGGCCGACCCGCACAAGAAGGAAGUCCGCAUGUCGGCAAUGAGCGAGAAUGAAGUUAUGGAUAGACUGAGGUCGGUCGUGUCUAAGGACAACCCCAAUGAGUCUUAUAGCAAGCAGCGAAAGAUCGGACAGGGAGCUUCUGGAUCUGUGUAUGUUGCUCGGGUCAAAGAAAAUGCCACUUCUGGAGUCGCUCGAGAGCUAUAUCGGCAAUAUGGUCCACGCUGCCAAGUCGCCAUCAAGCAGAUGGAUCUACGUAGUCAGCCGCGCAAGGAGCUGAUCGUCAACGAGAUCAUUGUCAUGAAAGACAGCCAACAUGCUAACAUUGUAAACUUUCUGGACUCGUUUCUCCAGGAGCAGAGCAAUGAACUCUGGGUGGUCAUGGAGUUUAUGGAAGGUGGAGCUCUCACCGAUGUUAUCGACAACAACCGUGUUAUUCAGGAAGAUCAGAUUGCUACAAUCUGUGCUGAGACGUGCAAAGGACUGGCGCACUUACACAGUCAGAGUAUCAUCCAUCGUGAUAUCAAGAGUGAUAAUGUUCUCCUUGACCGAGCUGGCCAUGUUAAGAUUACUGAUUUCGGUUUCUGCGCUAAGCUCACUGAAACGAAAAGCAAGCGUGCCACGAUGGUUGGUACCCCCUAUUGGAUGGCGCCUGAGGUCGUCAAGCAGAAAGAAUAUGGCCCCAAGGUUGACUGCUGGUCUCUGGGUAUCAUGGCUAUUGAGAUGAUCGAGUCCGAACCCCCAUAUCUGAACGAGGAACCCCUCAAGGCUCUGUACCUGAUUGCCACCAAUGGUACCCCAAGGCUCAAGGCUCCGGAGAAGCUCAGCAAGGAGCUCAAAUCUUUCCUCAGCGUCUGUCUGUGCGUAGCUGUGGACAGCCGCGCCACAGCACAAGAGUUGCUGGAACAUGAUUUCCUCAAAACGGGUUGCAGCCUCGCUAGUCUUGCAGAAUUGCUCCGCUGGAAGAAGAACACUCAGUAA